Wyeomyia smithii (pitcher-plant mosquito) is the source of this 2753-nucleotide messenger RNA. RefSeq lists its product as uncharacterized. The coding region runs from base 409 to 1128 and encodes 239 amino acids. The transcript has 2 exons. Lineage: Eukaryota; Metazoa; Arthropoda; Insecta; Diptera; Culicidae. The record is from RefSeq and is a predicted model, not a curated record.
UCAUUUUUAUUGCAAGAAGCUACACUAUUGCUUAAGUGUUCGAAAUAUGGUGCAGUAUGGUAUUACUGGCUUCUUCAAGAUGACACUUCGGUAACGACUUACAAACGCGACAGAUCGAUUAUUGCAGAUCGCGUCGCACCUCCUCACUUAGCUAUUGUCGGAUGACAACAUUGCCUAGGCAACACCAACCAGUUGUAUCCAUGUUUCAACCGGCAGUCUAGUGUAAGCAUAUGACUCGUGGAGGUGUGAGAUAGGAUCUUGUGAUGGCCGAAGCUUUGUUUGACGCUCCUUCCAGGUUGUCAACUCACCAUUUGAUGCCCAGACGACGAGAAGGAAGCGUUCUACGCGCAGCUGGAGCAGGUCUACGAUAGCUGCCCGCGACGGGACGUGAAGAUUGUUAUUGGGGACAUGAAUGCUAAGGUAGGACGGGAGGCAAUGUACAGACCGGUAAUCGGACCGGAUAGCCUGCAUGCCGUGUCUAAUGAUAACGGCCAUCGGUGCGUAAACUUUGCGGCCUCCCGUGGUAUGGUAGUCCGAAGUACCUUUUUUCCCCGCAAAAAUAUCCACAAAUCCACCUGGAGAUCACCCAGCCAACAGACAGAGAACCAAAUCGACCACGUUCUAAUCGACGGCAGGUUUUUCUCCGACAUCAUCAACGUUCGCACCUACCGCAGUGCGAAUAUAGAUUCGGACCACUACCUUGUAGCUGUGUGUAUGCACUCAAAACUAUCGACGGUAUAUAACACCCGCCGAACUCGAACGCCGCGACCAAAUAUUGAGCAACUGCGGGACGCCGAGGCUGCACAGGAGUACGCGCAGCAGCUGGAGGCAGUGCUACAUACGGAAGAGCAGCUUGGUGCAGCUACCCUUGAAGAUGGCUGGAGGAGCAUCCGAUCCGCCAUAGGUAGCACUGCUGUAGCGCUACUAGGUACAAGGGCCUUGAAUCAUAGAAAUGACUGGUUUGACGGCGAAUGCAAACGGUUAGUCGAGGAGAAGAAUGCAGCACGGGCGAGAAUGCUGCAACACCGUACGAGAGCGAACGUGGAACGAUACCGACAGGCACGGAACAGCCAAAACUCAGUCCUCCGAAGGAAGAAGCGCCAGCAAGAAGCUGAACAGCUCCCGUAAAGGCUUCGUGCCACAACCGAUAUGUGCAGGAGCUUGGACGGCAACCUCCUUACAGACGAGUGUGAGGUGAUCGAAAGGUGGAGGCAGCACUUCGACGAGCAUCUAAACGGCGAUGCAGUAGAGCGCGAGGACGGUAUGGCAACUGAUCUUGGUGCGCGAGCAGAAGACAUCAGAAUUCCAGCCUCCGAUUUUCUGGAGGUGGAGAAGGAGAUUGAUCGGCUGAAAAACAACAAAGCUGCUGGAGUGGACCAACUUCCCAGCGAGCUUUUGAAAUACGAUGGAGAAACACUGGCUAGAGCCGUGCACUGGGUCAUUGUCUAGGUUUGGGAGAAAGAACGUGUACCGGAGGAGUGGAUGGAGGGUAUUGUGUGUCCCAUCUACAAUAAGGGCGACAAACUGGAGUGCUGUAAUUACUGGGCAAUCACUCUGUUGAACGCCGCCUACAAGGUACUCUCCCAAAUACUUUGCCUUCGACUAUCACCAUUUGCGAAGCACUUUGUGGGGCACUACCAGGCGGGAUUUAUAGGUGCAUGCGCCACCACGGAUCAGAUAUUCGCGGUUCGGCAGGUUAUGCAGAAAUGCCGCGAAUAUAAGUACCCACACAUCAUUUGUUCAUCGAUUUUAAAUCGGCGUACGACACAAUCGAUCGGGACAAGCUAUGGCAAAUUAUGCACGACUACAGAUUUCCGGACAAACUGACGCGGUUGGUCAAAGCGACGAUGGAUCGAGUGAUGUGUGUAGUUCAAGUUUCGGGGGCACUCUCGAGCCCCUUCGAAACCCGAAGAGGUCUAAGGCAAGGUGAUGGUCUCUCGUGCCUACUGUUUAACAUUGCCCUGGAAGGUGUCAUGAGAAGAGCGGGGAUUAACACGAGUGGCACGAUAUUCCAAAAGUCGGUUCAAUUGUUUGGUUUCGCCGACGAUAUCGACAUUGUGGCUCGGACCUUUGUGAAGAUGGCGGAUACGUACAUCGGACUAAAGGCUGAAGCCAAACGCAUUGGACUGGUCAUCAAUGCAUCGAAGACGAAGUACAUGAAAGGAAGGGGUUUACGAGAAGACAGUGCUAACCUCCCACCUCGAGUUCAAAUUGGUGGUGAUGAAAUCGAGGUGGUUGAUGAGUUCGUGUAUCUGGGCUCACUGGUAACUGCCGACAACGAUACCAGCAAAAAAAUCAACGGCGCAUUAUGGUAGGAAAUCGUGCAUACUUUGGUCUCCGGAGGACGCUCCGAUCGAGUAGAAUUCGUCGCCGCACCAAGUUAACCAUCUACAAGAUGCUGAUCAGACCGGUAGUCCUCUACGGGCGUGGGACACGGACUAUGCUUGUGGAGGACCAAUGCACCCUUGCACAGUGGGGCGACUCCAUACAAAGGCUGGCCAAGCAAAAAAAGUGUCGAAAAAUGCGACAAAAACUUGGUAUUUACAUAAUUUUGGGGCGCUGAACACGAAUUUGGCAUCAAUUUUUUGUUUGGGGCCGUCCAUAAAGCACGAAAUCCAAUUUUUAAUAUUUUUUGGCCCUUUUUUCCUUUUUUAUAGAAUUAUAUGAUCUUUGACCACAAGUAGUGCCACCGGGCGUCCUUCCCAUUGAAAAAAUACGUAAUUUAUGGACAACCCCUUGAACUAAACAAAUUU